This is a messenger RNA of Chara braunii, 1419 nucleotides long. The record is from the annotation of a GenBank genome assembly. NCBI's taxonomy places the organism in Eukaryota, Viridiplantae, Streptophyta, Charophyceae, Charales, Characeae.
GCUGGGAUGAAACUGACGCUGGCAGAUGCAGAUUUCAGCCUGACCCCAGCAUGGUCAGCAGACUCAGUACAUCACGUACAGCCAUGACCUGGUAUACCCAGUCCCAUCAUUCAAUGAUCAUUGACAAGCAAAUGGCCCCCUUGGGCCCCUUGUGCCUAUGAAACUGACGCUGGCAGAUGCAAAUUUCAGCCCACCUCUGCAUGCAUUGGUCAGUAGACUUAGUACAUCACAAACAACAACCAUGGUGGCCCCCGUGUACCCAGUCCCAUCAACCAAAUGGUCCCCUUGUGCCCAUAGUAAGCUCAAGCUCAAGCUCAAGCUCAAGCUCAAGCUCAAGCUCAAGCUCAAGCUCAAGCUCAAGCCAUUUCGCAUGCUGGUGACCAACACGGCGCCUUCGGUCGAUCUCAAGAAGAAGACUUUGCCAGCCUUGAAGCUCGAUGGGGGCGAGACCAAAGAAGCUGUAGCGACUCGAUAUCCGCCGCGGCAUUUGGCCACAGAGAGGGAGAAUCCGGGGGAGAGGGAGGCCUCGGACGCGCAACGCCGUUCGUCGAAGCCGGGAGCGCAGCGGGAGGUGGCGGGGGUGCCGCACACGCGGCAUGCGGUGCUUGGGCUCAACUGCGCAGCGCUGCGGACGGGCUUGCGCACAACACCCUCCACCCAAUCAACGACGGAACUGACACUUAAAACAGACGAGGAUGCACGAGAACGUCGAGAAGAAGAAGAAGUGGACCAAGAGAAGGACAAGCCACAAGAAGAAGAACAAGGAGAAUUGCAGCAGCAACUACAACAACAACUGGUCGAAGAAGAAGAAGAAGAAGAAGAAGAAGAAGAAGAAGAAGAAGUCUGUGAAGGAGAAGAAGAAGAAGAAGAGGAGGAGGCGGAGGAGAAGGACGAGGAAGAAGAAGAAGAAGAAGAAGAAGAAGAAGAAGAAGAAGAAGAAGAAGAAGAAGUGUGUGAAGAAGAGGAAGAAGAAGAGGAGGCGGAGGAGAAGGACGACGACGACAAAGAAGAAGAAGAAGAAGAAGAAGAAGAAGAAGAAGAAGAAGAAGAAGAAGAAGAAGAAGGAGGGGGAGGAGGAGGAGGAGGAGGAGGAGGAGGAUAAGUAGGAGGGAAAGGAGGGGAGGAGGAGGAUAAGGGCGAGAAGGAAUUUUGUUCUGACCUGCCGUUAGGAUGUACUUGGAGUCGAUAAUAGUUCCUCCGCAAAAAAGUUUUUCACCGCCUGUUGCUGUGCGAUUAAGGAGAGCGACCUGGUAAGGGUAUCUUUUCAUGGAUUCGGGCUGAAAUCCCCCAAAAAUUCUUGGUGCUUCCUGUCCUUCACUGGGAGGAGCUGCCGCCUCGCCCGAAACUCCAUAGCCUUCGGAGACGAGUGGGCAUUGUUGCACACAGAUGAGGAGAACUGAGAAUAUGGUCCAACUGAGA